AGAAAAUCAAUCAUUAAAUAAAUAAAUACACAGAUGUAAAGGGUAUUUUUAUUUUUAAUGUGAAUGCAGCAUUUCAUAGGUCCGGUCUUCUGGUUGAAGUGCAAUAAAUUUGGUAUUGUGAGAGUGUUCAGAUGGAGAGCUGUUUGUUCCUGAGCAGCAGUGGGAGGUGCUCCUCCUCCUCCUCCAUCCUUUAUAAGCUACAGCAGCCUGAGCUGAGGUGAUGCUCUCUGACACUCUGCUGCGAAAAGCCCAGAGGAGUUCAAGAUGACGACAGGCUGUAUGAGGUCAGCGUUAGAGCCUGAACAUCAAGUGACAACACGAGACAGCAAUCACUACCAGGGAGCGAUAGCAAGCACAGCGGGCAUGGACUCUGAGAUCAAAGAUGAGGAGAAGGCUCUGGGCAAUGAACAUCAGGAGAAAGAUCAGCUGACGAAACCUCGCAGGAAAGACACACCAGUGCUCAACUUGCCUCCACAUAUACCAGGAGUAAGACUGAUGAAGGCCGAGAAGCACAUGGUCCACCGGGAGGACAACGAAAGUGACAACAGUGACUAGCUGUGUUAAUGCCUUUCUUUUCUUUGUUGUGUCAGUGAAUGAUUUUAUGUGUACAAUCUUAUUAAAAUCUUAUUUGCUUGAUGCGAAACGU
Thalassophryne amazonica is the source of this 646-nucleotide messenger RNA. It is a transcript of the gene ppp1r17, whose product is annotated as protein phosphatase 1 regulatory subunit 17. Lineage: Eukaryota; Metazoa; Chordata; Actinopteri; Batrachoidiformes; Batrachoididae. The transcript is spliced from 4 exons. The record is from RefSeq and is a predicted model, not a curated record. The coding region runs from base 265 to 555 and encodes 96 amino acids.